Molecule: messenger RNA, 2285 nt
Organism: Phlebotomus papatasi
Lineage: Eukaryota; Metazoa; Arthropoda; Insecta; Diptera; Psychodidae
Product: zinc finger protein 58-like
Exons: 4
Coding region: 111-2168 (685 amino acids)
Source: RefSeq, a predicted model, not a curated record
GAAAUCUUUUCAGCGAAGUUAGCCGGGAGGCAAUCGUGCUUUGUUUCCCCACCUUUCCCCUCUAUUCGUGGCUCGCUGCUGGGGUGCUGUUUGUUCGUUUUGUUAGUUGGAUGGUUAGUUGUCAAAAUGGAGUACAUACAGAAAGAAGUUUAAUACUCGGUGGUUCCUUUUUUUUCCUAAAUUUCUCCCUAUCUCUGAUUCCAAAAAUAUCACAAAAGUCUUGUGGAAUAUGUCAUAAAAGUUAUACCCCAAACACAAUGGACAACAUCUCCUUGGUGGAUAACUUGUACGACAGCGAAGAUGUUAAACUCUUCAUUCCACAAGAUCAUCUCAAAGGAGAAAUCUGUGAUUUUGAAAUCGACCCGUUCCUCACAAUCGGUAUAGUUCCUAUUGAAAAUGAAAGCUUUAGUGAUAUUCUUGCAAUCGAUGUGAAGCCAUUGGACUACAUUCCAAAAGAAGACACACCCCAGAAACAAGAAGACCGGCAGCAUCUCGAAGAGACCACGGUGAACAUCAUUGAAGAAAUAUGUAGUUCCAGACAAAAGGAAGAGGAGGAUGAGGUGGUGUCUGCGAAUUUUCACUGUUCAGAAUGUAUGAAACCAUAUGCAAACAAACUGGUCCUUCGUGCACAUCUCAGGAGGCACUUGAAGGCGUCCCAAUUCAAGUGCAAAAUCUGCAAUCUCACAUUUCGCUAUGCGGGCAAAUUGGUGGAGCAUCUACCCAGUCAUCCUGGAUUGACUCCACUCAAGUGCCCAGUAUGCAAGGCUGUCUAUGAGAAUCUCAAAGAACUGAAGGACCAUGUCAAUACUCAUGAAAAACUUCAGAUGUGCGAUUUGUGCGGAAAGAAUUUUCGCUCCCGGAAAGCCCUCAAAGAUCACCUACGUUUGCAUUCCGGGGAUAAACCAUAUAAGUGUGAAGAUUGUGAGAAAAAAUUUGCCACAGCAUCUCAUCUCUCCAGUCACCGAAGAAUCCACAAAACCGCCAAAUUGCACAAAUGCGAGAAAUGUGGAGCUGAGUAUACCAGAUCGUAUGACCUAAAGAAGCACACAAUGAAGAACUGCGGAAGUACGAAGGGAAACUCAGUGGGAAAUGGUAAGAAGAAGACAAAGGGUAGAGGAUCUUCUGGGAUACUGCCGUGUCCGUGCUGCACAAGAAAUCAAGAUAACUCAGUUAAAAGGAAAUUAAUUGAGGAUCAUUUGAUGAGACGCAAGAUUUUUAAUUCCUAUAAAUGCAGACACUGCGAUUUGACAUUCUACAAUCCCAAUGAAUUCAUUCAACAUGAGUUGUAUCAUACAGGAAAAUUUCCAUUGCACUGUAUCUUCUGCAAUGAUAUAUGUGAGAGUCAGGAAUUGCCAGAAGUUACAGGGAGGAAUCACAAAACGAGGGUUUUGUGUGAAAUUUGUGGGAAUUUGUAUAGGAAGAAGAAUACACUUGUUGGUGAUCAAAUUGGGAAGGAGAAUUCACAGAGUCCAAUGGAUAAAAUUGACUUUACAUGGAUUCUAUCACAGCAAACACCUCAUGAAUCAUUCCGAUGUCCGGAAUGUGGAAAAACGUUCCUCAGAAAGCACCUCUUCAAAGUUCAUGCGAAGAGGCAUAAAAUAGCCACACAGUACAAAUGUACUGCGGAGUAUUGCGAUCUUGCAUUUCGAUAUGCCAGUCAACUUGUGGUACAUAUUCUCGAUCAUCCGGAAAAGGUCACCCUACAGUGUCCCGUGUGCGGUGUCUUUUUUCAGGAUCAGAAUAAUCUGGAGAAUCAUGUGCUGCUGACGCAUGAAAAUGUUUUGGUUUGCGAGAUCUGCGGAAAAUCCUUUAGGAGUGACAACUCACUUCGCAAUCACACACGUACCCACACAGGUUUUCGGCCAUACGAAUGUCCUGAGUGUGGGAAAACCUUUACAACUUCCUCGCAUCUCUCCAGUCACAGGAGAACCCAUCGCACUCAGAAACAAUUCAAGUGCGAAGAAUGCAAUUCACUAUUCACUAGAGAGACUCAUUUGAGGAGACACAUCUUGGGUAACAAAUGCAAGGGGCCAGAGGAGUUUAAACAGAAGAAAACUCCUACAAAGCGCCUCGGAUGUUCCUUAUGCCCACAGAGAUUCACCUCAAAGAAGGACUUGAAGCAGCAUAUCGAUAAUAUGCACAAUCAGAGCACUUUGAAUGAAGCAUAGAUGGUAAAGAUUUACAUGUAUCCUAUUAUCGUAGUAUUAUUACAAGAUUGUAUUUUUUGGGAUUUUGGUGAAUUUAAUAAAGGCGUGCUACAUCUAAUUUCACUGCUCAAAUAAAAA